AUGGAUGAACUCAACUAUUUCAUCGACGCUUCACUCUUACAACCCACAGACUUCGACAUCGCCGUGCUCAUUGCCUCCUACUACAACCUCGACAUCAUCGAUUACAAGGACAAGGCAUACCCUGAUAUUGUGAUGAACAAUACCCUUAUCAAGUAUGUAGGGAAUCGCAUAUGGUAUGUCUAUAUGGACAGCAUCAAUCGUUGGAUUGAGACAACCGAGAGCAUCCUCUCAAACAACAUCUCGACCGUCAUUGUUAGUCUCUACGGCAACAGGAAGAAGCACUAUGUUGCGAAGAUGAGGAACGAGAAGGAUGAUUUAAUGAAGGAACGAUAUACCAAGAUGUCCGCACAGUGUGAUAAUAUCAUUACACUGUUGAAGCAGAGCGGCAAGAAGGACAACUAUAUCAAGGAAGUUAAAUAUCUCCUAUGCGACAACUACUUUAUCGAGAAACUAGACACAAAGGAGCACCUCUUAGGAUUCAAGAACGGUGUCUAUGACUUCGAGAAAGGAGUAUUCAGGAAGGGACAGCCUACCGAUUAUAUCAGCCUCUCAACACGCUAUGAUUACAUCGAGUACAACCCAGAGGACAAGACCCAGAAAGAGUUAGAGAGGUAUAUAUCACAGGUGUAUGCUGAUGAUGACGUCAAGGAGUAUGUUAUGAACAUCCUCGGGAUGGCUGCCUGCUGUGGCAAGAUGGAACAGUUUAACAUCUUCUGGGGUGACUCAGGGGCGAAUGGAAAGAGCACAUUUAUGAGCUUGCUUCAAAAGGCAUUUGGAGAUUAUGCCAAGACGUUACCGGUGGCACUCUUCACACAGAAAAGGGCAGCAUCAAAUGCCGCCUGUGCUGAGGUCGAACGAUUGAAGGGCGCGCGAUUGGUUACAACAUCAGAACCAGACGAGGACGACGUCUUCAACGUAGGCAUUGUAAAGGAAUACACAGGCAAUGAUAUGAUAACCGCGAGGGGGUUGUAUAAGACACCGGUUGAGUUUCGGCUUAUGGCCAAGUUCAUACUCUGUUGUAAUAAGUUCCCUAAGCGGCGACAAACCACCGGCCAACAUCAGAAACAAAACUUUUUCAAGAAAGACCCUAACAUCGAUAAAAAGCUUGAAAAGUUCCCUGCCUAUCUUAUGAGUCUCAUCAUCCACAACAUUCAAAAGAUUUAUCCAGAAUUGGAGUUCGAUGUGCCCGAAUCUGUCCAGUACAACACGAACCAAUACCAGAAGGACACCGACCUAUUUAGACAGUUCCUCACCGAGGAGGUGAUAGCAUUGGAUAAGAAAGAUUCUAACAAAAACAACAAGCUCUUGAUUAGUAACCUGUAUUCAAGAUUUAUGAAGUGGUUGAAAUCGAACGCUAGCAUAAGCGUGAAUGUGACGCGUCAGGACGUCAAGAGGAAACUCGAACAAAACGCUUAUGUGAUAUCAAGAGACGAGAAGUAUGUCCUGUAUUGUAAGAUGAGGAUGGAGGAGGAGAGCGACGAGGAAGAUGAUGAACCCUCGAACAACCAGACCGAAACGGAAGACAAUGACAUUGUGGCAGUCUUCCAGCAUUGGCUUAAACAUAAGUUCUUACCAGUUAUCGACAUAACGAACGUCGAUGACAUCCACAACAGGAUACCAACCCAAUAUAUCUAUAGUAUGUUCUUAUCAGAAUACAAUAAACCGGUCUCCAAUAAUGAACAGGCUAUGAUAUACGAUGUGAUGUGUGACUACUUCGAGACCGUCCAUAAUAUCAUCAAGAAGAACGCAAAAAACACUUUCAGGAACCAGGCGAUGUGCCUAUGUGGCAUUAAGAUGAAAUCUUAG
Guillardia theta CCMP2712 is the source of this 1806-nucleotide messenger RNA. RefSeq lists its product as hypothetical. NCBI's taxonomy places the organism in Eukaryota, Cryptophyceae, Pyrenomonadales, Geminigeraceae. The record is from RefSeq and is a predicted model, not a curated record. The transcript has 2 exons. The coding region runs from base 1 to 1806 and encodes 601 amino acids.